Rhagoletis pomonella (apple maggot) is the source of this 4354-nucleotide messenger RNA. RefSeq lists its product as uncharacterized. Bases 274 to 3573 code for a protein of 1099 amino acids. NCBI's taxonomy places the organism in Eukaryota, Metazoa, Arthropoda, Insecta, Diptera, Tephritidae. The transcript is spliced from 7 exons. The record is from RefSeq and is a predicted model, not a curated record.
CAGUAAAUGGGCAAUUGAAAUUGAAAAAGUACAGGCAUUAAUAGUUGACCUUUGCGCUGGAAAGUUUCAAAACCAAUUGAAAUUAAUUUCAAACAAUUAUAAUUUUAUUAAAAAAAAAGUAUUAAAGAAAAUUUAAAAAAAGUGGAAAGAAACGACAAAUUUUUUGAAGGAUAAAACAGCCAAAUAAAUGUAAAUACUUAUAAAACAAAAAUAAUUUGUACUGUCUUUUUGAUAAGAUUACAUAAAAUUCAAAUCGAAUUUAGUAUUAACAAAAUGCCUCAGCAAAGUAAUGAAGCCCUCCGCCUGUGCGCCUGCGCUUGCGCAUUGCCAACGACCGCACCCACCACAUCCGUCACAGCUAACGCGACUAUCACAGCUGUAGCAAUAAGACAAAUGCACUUCUUGCCAAAUGCAGCGAUAUGCAGAACGCUUUUAAUGCAAAUUGCAAUUAUCUGCCUGCUCUCAACUGUAACUUGUGAUUCAACACCCGCAACUUCGCCCGCAUUUGAUUCAGAGUCAGCGCCAAUGCCUGCCUACUCACCACCGUUUGCCGCCCUGAGUACGAAUGGCGAUGAGCAGGCCUUCAUAACGUCUUAUAGACGCCUCAAGCGCACGCCCAACCUAGUUGCUGAUAAAAGCCAUGUUGCGGCGUCUACAGACACCGAUGACGACUACUACGACGAGGAAGAGGAGGAGGAAGUGCGAGCCGGAAAUGGGAACGAAAAUGUCAGUGUACGUCAACGCCGUCAUCAGCAGUUGGCAUUGCCAUCGUCUCGCUUUGGUUAUGAUGGCACCACAAUUAAGCCGCAACAGUUCUAUGCGCCACAGAAAGCGCUCUUUAACGAAAUUGGUGGCCAUGAUAGCAGGUCAUUGAAUUCAUCGAUAGCGGCGCGUAUCAAUAAUGAUUUAUCGGUUUGGAGUUUACGGGAAGAUGAUAAACGUACGGAUUUAUGUGAUGUAUGCAAUUGUAGCGGUGAUCCUUUUGUUGAAAUCAGUUGUGAUUAUAAUCAACGAAAUGCGAGGUUGAGUGACAUUUUCGGAACGAAUUACCGCGUACCACAUACGGCUAAAUCAAUUACAAUUACAUUAGCGCCAAAUACACAUUUCCGCUUGGAAAGGGAUUUAUUCGUGAAUAAUUCACGCAUGAAUAGAUUCACUAUUUUUGGUUCACAUCGAGAUGGCGAACAAGUGGAAAUCACAACAGGCGCUUUUCCAGGUGGUGAUGGCAUCAUUGGACCCUAUCCAGAAAUUUUGAUGCAGGAUGUGUUUUCGGUGGUGGUGCGAGAGCGAGCAUUUUUAGGCAAUAAAAAAUUCACUGUACGCAAUAGCAACGACUUGAUUUUAUACUCGAAUGCUUUCAAGAGAGCCGAAAUCAACGGACGAUUUGUGGGUGUAGCCGAUUUGCGUAUAGAGGAGAAAGCUUUUAAUUCAGCAAAUGCAACGCUACACAUCGAGAAUUCGCACAUCGACAACAUCUACCGCUUUGAAGCAUCCCUGCGUGAGAUUAAGUUCAGCAAUUGCAGCAUUGGCACCAUCAAUAGCGGCUCCUUCGAUGUCAAUACUAUAAAUUUUAUUGCUUUCGUAAAUAGUCGCAUCGAUGUUAUUAAAUCGCGGGCUAUUACCGAAAAGUUGUUUAGCAUGCAUUUGUCCAUCACUGAAAGCGUUAUCGGCUACAUCGAAGGCGAGGCCAUACAUGGCAGCGGCAUAAACGAGCUGAUUUUUCGAAAUAACCAAAUCGAUACCAUUCACGAAAACGCCAUACAUGUAAACGCCAUCAAUGCAACCAUUACCGCCAAUCGUAUCAAACAUCUCGGCCAGAAUUGGUUACGCGUCAAGGAGUGGUCUAAUAUUGUAAUUGAGAAAAAUAUUUUCGGUGACUUCGGUGGCAUUAUACUGGAGGAAACAAAGAAACCCGGCAUUUGCCGUUUCGAAAAUAACUCGCUCACAAAACUCAAGCCGGGUGGUUUGAAUAUAACAAAUCGUCAUUGUAUAAUGCGUGAGAUCUCCGUCAAUUCACCAUGUCGCUGCAAUCGAGAUUGGCUGGCCAAUCUGUCCGACCGCGAUUUGCGCUCCGAAAUCUACUGUACAAUCGAUACGAAAUUGGGUGCUUGUUUCAAUGCCACCUCCUUUAAUAUGCUAAAGUACGAGAAUGAAGUGUGUGAUGAGACGAAGACAACUGUUGAUUGUGGCGCUAAUCGCAACCUCAAGAAGGUGGACGGCAAAUUCUUUACACUCGAAGAGCUCGAGCGCCAAGAUUCGCAACUGCUGAUAUAUAUCUACCUCAGUGCAGCCAUAAUUUUGGCUGUCGUCGUUGUCAUUAUACUAGUGCUGGUGUUGCGAUGCCUGUGUCGUCAGAAAAAUGGCAGCGGUGGUGGCAUGAUGUCCUCCAAUCAUCAUCGCCAUGAGUUUACACAAAACGAACGACACAUCAUUGAACGCGCCCUACAACUCAUACAGAAGCGAUAUCCACACAUUCACGCACGCGUAGAACGUUUAUGCCAAGAGCUGCUGCAAACCAAUCGUACAGAGAAGCAAUGCAUACGAACUGUUACGAAAAUCGAGAAUUUAUUGAGUAAAAUUGAACGCUCGGAAGAUCUGAAUGCCUUCUGCAGCGUACUGGCACAGCACCUGCAACCGCAAACGCAAUCGCUUCAACAUACGCUGGAAGCAGUCUACAGCACGGGCAGCUUCGAGCAAGUGCAACGCGAGAAUUACGAUGGACCACUCUAUGCGGUGGGCUGUAUAGAUACAUCACACACUGUUGUCAGCAUGGAGGCGGCGAGGAUUGAAAGAGAGCGCGAGCGUGAACGCGAACGAGAAAUAGAACGAGAGCGAGAACGCGUAAAUAACGCAUUGAAUGGUCGCAAUGACGACGCGACAAAUGUGCCCAAUGAACCAUUCUACGAAGAGCUGGGUCAACCAUUGCUGCCUGAUUACGCAUCACCUGCGGAUCGCCGAGAAUAUGCUUCACCGCUUGAUCAUACGACGGGUCUAGGCACCGAAUUGGAAUAUGCCGAACCUAUUAAUAAUCGAGCCGACUACGCUCAACGCUUGCCACCUUAUGCGCCACCACAUCCACCACCAACAAAACCGUCCAUGAUUAUGCCUACCGCAGCGCCACGCGCACAUCUUCCGCCCACUAAUAAUAAAAAUAAUAAUAAUAAUAAUAACAACAACAGCCAACAUCCAUUUUACCUUGCACAUAAAGCAAGUCCGACAUUCGCGUCCAGCAUUGUUGGCGUUAAUAGACCAGCACUGCCGCCAUCAAAUGUCAAACGCAUGGCGCAUGAACUACAAAAUAUGCCAAAUUUUCACCUGCCUAAUGCUGCGCAGCGUACACUUAAUAAACAUUUGGUCGCACCGCCAGUCUACACAGCGCCCGAUGUUAGUCACAAGCGACCAAUGCCUACACCUGCGUCCACUUUUGCACGCCUAGCGACACCCGAAGUGGAUGAGAGUGAAUUUGAUAUGCGCGGCGCUGUUGCAUUGCCACCCGAUACGGGUUCAGAUCAUUCGGGUGGUAGUAAUGAGACUGUGAAGAUCGAUGAUGUUAUAUUGUAUGCCGAUGCAUGAGGAAUGCGGAAUGCGGAAUGAGGGGGUGAAUGAGUUGGAUGGGAAUGAAAUGAAAAGAAAAUGUAUAACUAUCAUCCAUGUAUACGAGUUGGCAUCCGAAAAGUAUGCUUGUGUCGAUUUACAAAGGUGUUUCCUUAGCAUACUUUCUAGCUUACUAAUUAAUUCCUUGCAGUCAGGCAAAGCUGUCUAAAUCUGUUGUGAAAAUGCCGUAUGCUUUUUGUUGAAUGUUUUAAUUGAAUGAAUCAAUUUUCUGUAGUCACAUAGUAUUAAGAUUACUAGUUUAAGAAAAGUAUGUAAGUGAAUGUAUGGGUAUAUGUGUGUGUACGACUUUAUAGAUUAACGGCGCUAUUCCCUCGCCAAUGACUCAUCGCAUGACAAUUAUUUUGACUAUUGCGCCUAAACUUAGGCGCCGAAUAUACAAAUUUGAGAAAUUCUCGAAUUCUUUCAAAGCCCUCGCACGAUGCGCGAAUUGCUAAGCUUUGCAAAACUUCGAGAAUCCCCCUAUUUGACAAUUGUUAUUGAGAGCGCUUCGAAUACAGUUUUUGCGACAUAGUUUUAGGCGCAGUAAUUAAAGCAAUAGUCAUGCGAUGAGUUUUGUCAUUGGCGUGUGUAUGGGGCUGAGAGAAUCUAAUCCAAUGCAGAAUAGAUAAGUUCAUGUUUUCAAAACGAAUUUGAAAGAGAUUUAUAAUUCAAACCAAAAAACAUAUUUUUCAGAAUCCUAAAAUAAUGGUUAGAUAUACAUAUGUAAUAUUUUUAUAUAAUAAAAUGACUUCAUAUUGUA